AUGGACAGCGAGUACCGGAUAAUACUGAAUGUCGGAGGCGUUCGGCAUGAAACGUAUAAACAUACCCUAAAGAAGAUCCCUGCUACUAGGUUAUCCCGAUUAACCACCAGCCUGGCCAACUACGACCCCGUCCUAAAUGAAUAUUUUUUUGAUCGACAUCCCGGGGUGUUUGCACAAGUAUUGAAUUAUUAUAGAACGGGUAAACUUCACUAUCCACUUGAUGUAUGCGGGCCAUUAUUUGAGGAAGAAUUAAAGUAUUGGGGUCUGGAUUCGAGUGAUUGCGAGCCGUGCUGUUGGAUGACAUUAUCAGCGACGCGAGAUACACAGGAAGUCCUAUCAACGCUAGACAAAUUAGAUAUUGACACCUCCGACAAGAUCGAUGGACCGGAACUCUACAAGCGCUUCGGCUGGGAGGACGACUACCACAACAACAGCCUCAGCAAGUGGCAGGUCCUGAAGCCGAAAAUCUGGAGGCUUUUUGACGAGCCCUCGUCUAGCACGGCAGCGAAGAUAAUCGCCUUCAUCUCCGUUGUUGUGUUAAUAACAGCAAUCACGGUUUUCUGUCUGAAAACACAGCCCGGAUUCCGGAUCCCCGAUAUCGAGGCGGUUCCCCUGAAUCG
Mesorhabditis spiculigera is the source of this 620-nucleotide messenger RNA. NCBI's taxonomy places the organism in Eukaryota, Metazoa, Nematoda, Chromadorea, Rhabditida, Rhabditidae. The record is from the annotation of a GenBank genome assembly.